Molecule: messenger RNA, 1333 nt
Organism: Nothobranchius furzeri (turquoise killifish)
Lineage: Eukaryota; Metazoa; Chordata; Actinopteri; Cyprinodontiformes; Nothobranchiidae
Source: RefSeq, a predicted model, not a curated record
GAGUCGUGGUUACGUCUGCAACCCGUUCCAUUAAAGCUUGUGAAGGAGCUCCACCUGAUCUGAACCGACUUUCCAAAUAAAUCCCAUUUUUCCAGCUUUUCAUUAUUUAUUUUUUCCAAAUUCGUUGAAAACUGAGAUAACACGGAACCCGGUCUGUAGUUAGUGAAUCUAUGCUUAUUGCCAGAUUUGUAGAGGAACAGCUGUGUUUGUGUAUCGUCUUCUCAGGGUUCUGCAGCCCCCCAAGGCCCUUCACAACACAGUCAGUCACUCACACACCGGUGGGGAUGAGCUACCAUGUAGCCACAGCUGCCCUGGGGCGCACCGCCAGACUGACACUGGCUCCACCCGUCCACCACCAGCAGGAAUGGGUUAAGUGUCUUGCUCAAGGACACAACAGCAGAAUUCUCUGGUGGAAACUGCGAUUGAACCUGCAACCUUCCGUGUACGGGACAGUCUGAGCCUCCUCAGCUGCUGCUGCUGUCCACCAGAACAACCGGUGGGAGAUUUUUGUUUGGAAAGCAGAAACUUUGAACUCUUCCGGGAUUAAACGUCACGGAUGUGCUUCCGGUGACCACCAGCAGGGGGCAGCCGCGCUGCUGACAAGCAGCCGCAGAGGAAGAAGAGGACCCAAGAUGGCGGCUCACCAGCGUUGGCCAGGACCGGUCGGACUGAGAUGUUCCGUGUCUCUGCUGCUGCUGUGGGCCGUUUGGACCGAGCCGCUGGAGUGGGAUGAGCGCGGCUACGUGCUGUACUGCCCCUGCAUGGGUCGCUUCGGGAACCAGGCGGACCACUUCCUGGGAGCUCUGGCGUUCGCCAAGAUGCUGAACCGAACCCUGGCGGUCCCUCCCUGGAUAGUUUACCGGCACCACACCCCCCCCUACACCAACGUCCAUGUCCCCUACAGCCACUUCUUCCAGCUGCACGCCCUGGUGGCCUACCACCGGGUGGUUCCUCUGGAGGACUUCAUGGAGAAGCUGGCGCCCCAGCACUGGCCUCCAGGGCGGAGGAGGGCCUACUGCUACGAGGCCGCGGCUCAGCGGAGCGCAGACAGGAAGUCCUGUCCCAUGAAGGACGGGAACCCGUUCGGCCCGUUUUGGGACCACGCCGGCGUGGACUUCGACGAGUCGGUUCUGUUUGGGGGGAUCUCCUUCAGCAGCUACCAUCAGCCUCAGUGGAAGAAGAGGUUUCCACCCUCUGAGCACCCAGUUCUGGCGCUUCCUGGCGCUCCGGCCCAGUUCCCAGUCAUCCAGGAGCACGUGGGGCUGCAGCGCUACAUGGUUUGGUCAGACCGGAUGAGGGAGGAGGGGGAGGAGCACAUCGCCGCCCUGCUGAC